Aptenodytes forsteri (emperor penguin) is the source of this 4051-nucleotide messenger RNA. RefSeq names its product centromere protein J (gene CPAP). NCBI's taxonomy places the organism in Eukaryota, Metazoa, Chordata, Aves, Sphenisciformes, Spheniscidae. Gene Ontology annotation, molecular function: tubulin binding. The record is from RefSeq and is a predicted model, not a curated record. The coding region runs from base 143 to 3943 and encodes 1266 amino acids. The transcript is spliced from 16 exons. Gene Ontology annotation, cellular component: centriole; nucleus; centrosome. Gene Ontology annotation, biological process: centriole elongation; cilium assembly.
GCUAACAGGCAUCAUGGUUGUAGAGUUUCCAUGAGAAACUAAGGAAGACACGAAAAUGUGCUAAAAGUAGGUAACCGUCCAUACCAAAUACCUGGAACUUUGAAAGUUUUACUGUCCUAACGCUACAUAAUGUCAUAUUGUUAUGCUAAUGCUGUAUCAGCAAAUAAAUGGGAAUACAGUUUACAAGAUGUCAACUGUUGAAGAUCUGAGUAGCGAACAAAACUUCAUUGCACAUUGGAUGUCUGAUACUUCCCGUGCUGGAGUCUUAUUAGAUCCUAGUUUUACUGGUUUGAAAAUCAACAAAGAAAAUUUAUUAUCUGGACCUGAAAACAUCACAGCUUUCCCUGCUGAAGUGUUGCAUCUUUCAGACAGCUGUUCUGUAAGUGAUGACUCCUUGUGUGAAGAAGAGCCUGGCAGCUCUUGUACACUUCAGCAAUAUACCACUGAAACAUCUUUUCCAGCAGCAGCAUAUAACGUAGAAGCCUCUAAAACAGACUUUGUCCAUGGUGAAGUGGAUGGUCAGAAUAAAUAUGAUCACAGCGAUCCACUCUUACAAAAGCUUGAACAGCUGAAGGAAUUGCAACAACAGAAACAGGAACAGCUAAAGAAACAACAGAUGGAGCAACUUCAAAGGCUAAUGGAAGAGCAGCAGAAACUACUUAGCAUGGUAUCUGGCCAGACAGCAGUUCUUGGAAAAAACAUGUGGUGUCCAGAACAAAAGAUGGAAGUAUUAACGGAGAGUGAAGAUCAUCACAUUGAUCCUUUAUGUGUGGAAAGCUCAGAUCUCUCUGAAAAUUCCAGUGGAGGAAAACAUUUGUGGACUAAUACAGAGGAAAGACCUAUUAAAGCUGCGAUUCAGGAAAAGAAACAGACAUUUGAACAAUUCCUGGAAGAACAGAUACAACUAGAAGAGCAGCGUCUGGAGCAAAACCAGAAGUUACAGGAGACAAAUGGACCAGCCAUUCAAAAACCAGUGAUCAAACGACCCUUCCUGAAAAGAGGAGAAGGCUUAACAAGAUUUAGUAGUGCCAAAUCUAAAAUUACAAAACUUGGAGAAAACACCCCAAAACUUCAACAAAGGGCUUCAGAUGACAGAAAUGUUAUUAAAGUGGACAGAUCACAAAUACAAAAGAAAACUAUGCCUCCUGGCAAAGAACGGGUUUCUGAGAACCCUUUUGCACCAUGUAAAAAAUAUAACCACCCUGAUAAAGCAAAACAUUGCCCUGUUCAGAAGAACCUGGUACUCAGGAAUCACAAUGGAAAAAAUACCUCGCUAUUAGAAACAAGAAUGCAACCAGGAAAAAAUCAUGAAGGACAGAUGAGAGAUUCUUUCCCAUCAGAAACUAACAACAAAAUAGAAAAUAAAGAGAACGUAGUAGAAUUUGCUAAGUCUAACACUGGCAAAAUUGGAAACAAAUUACCUGGCACAGAAAAGCCUCGGUUGUCUCAUGAGCUGGCCAGUGCCUUUCCUAAUUCUAAAUGUCCUAUAGGUCACCCUGUAAAAGAUCCAGAACUGUCUUUUGAAGUUUCAUUUCAGAAUAAGCUGGAAAACUGGGAAAAAGAAAAAGAAAAAGAGAAUCUAGAAUUAGAUGAAUUUUUGUUUCUAGAACAAGCUGCAGAUGAAAUAUCUUUCUCAAGUAAUUCCUCAUUUGUGCAAAGGAUCUUAGAUCAAGAUCAGCAAACUUUAAAAGGCCGUAGAAUGUCUUCUACCCCUAUCAAGGCAAAACAGCAGCAAGUAGAGGCGCUGGCUGUUGAACUUAUAAAUAAGAAAAAUAAAAAGGCAGACUGUAUGACACAGGGAAAUAUAAAUGAUAGAGCAGUUAUGCAUACAGUCUCAAAUUCAGGAGCAGCUUUUAUAAUGAAGGGUCCACUGAAUAAAACGGACAGUGUAAUAUUUUCAGCUUCUUCAAUGACAGCAGCUCCUGCUUUAAAAAGUAACCAAUGGAUUAUAAAUGAAGAUGAGAGUGAGGGCAAUGGUUAUACUACUACAGAUUCUGAGAGUGAAUUUGAGACCACAUUAAAGCAUGAAAAUGAAGAUGCUAAGACAUCCUUUAUGAGCCAUAGAGAAAAUGAUCCAGAAUUUUUUGAUUAUAGAGGUUCUGUUACAGACACCAGCAAAGAAAGCAAAAAUGGAGAUGCUGACCUUGGCUCAUCAGACAAAGAUGGCAGCGCACUGUCAAAGCAAAAGAUUAGAAAAGCUUCAGACCGUCAGAGAAGCAUGUCUUGUAUAAGUAGGAGUAAGUUUGAGUUUGAUGAUGAAAGAACAUGGAGUGAUCUUGAUGAAAAUCAUGUUAACAGUGAUUUACCUGAAAAAUAUACUAAAAUACCUUUACAGAUGGACUUUUCCAAUAAGAAUGAUACAACUGUCCCAGAUAAAGCAAUAAAGAGAAAAGUUGCCUCAAAGAGGGGAGAUGGAAUGUCCAAAGAGUCUGCAGUGGACAGUGAUUCAAAUGGACCUCCUGUAUCAAACCUGAUGAUGAAACUAUUUCCUUCACUGAAACCGAAACAGAAGGCGGGCUGUCAUUCAGAGCGUGAAAUCAAAUCAAAUGUGGAACAGGAGCCAGGAGGAAACACUGUUCCUUCCCAGGUACUGAGAGAGAGACUCACUGAAUUGGAAACUGAAAUAGAGAGAUUCAGAGCUGAAAACACAACUCUAACUAAACUCCGGGAAGAAAGAGAGCAUGCCUUGGCAAAUAUCAGGAAAGAAAUUGCAGACUUUCAACAGCAGAAAGCCCAAGAACUGGCUGAAAUAGAAGAAUAUAAAAAAAAGGAAAUGAAAAAACUGCAAAAGGAGCGUAAAGUUUUUGAAAAAUAUACUACAGAAGCUAGAGCAAUUCCAGAUAAAAAAGAACGUGAUGAAAUUCAGGCUUUAAAACAGCAGAUCGCAGAGUUACAGGAAGAUUUAAAACGAAAAGAGGCAAAAUGGUCAACCACCCAUCGACGCCUGAAAGAUCAAAUAGAAGCUUUAGUAAAUGAGAAUAUGGAGCUAAAAGAGGAAGUCAAAAUUAUGGAGAGGUUUCGUCUGGAAGCCUGGAAGAAAGUAGAAGCUGCUGGAAGCAAGAGGAAAAUAGAAAAUUCUGGGAUGACUCUGAAAAGAGCAGAAUCUUGUCUACCAAAUAGAGGCCCAGAAAGUCAAACCGCAUCUCUGCUUCUUCCAGUACAGAAGUGCAGCAAGAUAAAUGGCAAAAGUUAUUCACAGGCAAAAGGAAAGCUUUCUAGAACGCCCGCAUCAGCAGCUGCUAAUGACAGAAGCAACUCUGAGACAAUGAUGGCACUGGAAGAUUCUUCUAGGACUUUUAUGGUAGACAGCUCUCCUAAUGAAGCUCAUGUGUCACUACCAUCUGGACCUGCGUAUACAGACAGUGAAGAGAUACAGAGAGAAACCGCUUAUCCUGAUGGAAAGGUUGAAAAGGUUUUGAAAAAUGGCUGUCACCUCAUAUUUUUCCCCAAUGGGACAUGGAAAAAAGUGGGUUCUGAUGGGAAGACUGUAACUAUAACCUUCUUCAAUGGCGAUGUGAAGCAGGUUAUGCCUGAUCAAACAGUGAUUUAUUAUUAUGCUGAUGCUAAGACUACACAUACUACAUACUCUGAUGGCUUAGAGGUCUUGCAUUUUUCAAAUGGACAAAUAGAGAAGCAUUAUCCUGAUGGCAAGAAAGAAAUUACUUUCCCUGAUCAAACUAUCAAAAAUUUAUUUACGGAUGGGCAAGAAGAAAGUAUCUUUCCAGAUGGUACUAUUGUUCGUAUUCAGCGAGAUGGAAGCAAAACUAUAGAGUUUAAUAAUGGCCAGAGAGAACUACACACAUCACAGUUCAAGAGACGGGAGUAUCCAGAUGGUACUGUCAAGACUGUGUACAUGAAUGGACAGCAGGAAACAAAGUACGUCUCUGGGAGAGUAAGAGUAAAGGACAAGGAUGGUAAUAUUAUCAUGGACACCAAGUUGUAGGUAAUGUCAAAACCGUUGGAAGUGUUUGUACAUUACUUUUGCUGAUGUGCUUUCCUGUAAACAAGAAGAGAAAUCCCUUUAAGCUUGUGUAUAUAUUGUUUAUAGUUU